AUGGCAGGGUAUUGCAAAAAGCAUUCGCCCUGUGCGAGGCGUCUUUUCUCGAACUCGUCCGAUUCAUUUCCUACCGACAGCCCUCCCCCACAGUUGCCAAUCGAUUCGACAAAUGUACAACAAACUUCGCAACCUCCUUCUCCACCAACAAUCUCAGAGCCACCCGGAAUCCUUGGUUUGCGGAGAAGUGAAGCAUUGAUAUAUCAUGCCCUGAGAUCAGAACUGCCGCCGGAAGUUCCCAUAAACCCAAGAGCGUACUUGGCUGCGAGACGAAACCAACACCCGAAUUACAGAGACUUGUUCACGUUCUUCCACAAUGUUUUUGGUUACGUCGAGGGAACAAAGGGUUUAAUGGUUAUUCUGUCGAACCCGAACGCAGAUAUGCAAAUCUUUGGCGGGGGUGGUCUACGGGAUUCUAUCGAAGAUAACUUAGAAGCUCCGGGUGUCAGACGGCUUAUCAGUUUGCUGCAAGACGAUUCUAUUCCCACCAAGGUUGUUUUUCGAGCAUACAGAUGUCUUCCGUCACCUAGAGUCUCCUACCUCUCCUUCUGGAACCGGAAAAAGCUGCUUCACCGUUUCGCAAACGCUCGCCGAAGACAUCCUAACGACUCGUUGCGUUAUCUUUCCGUCAUCGAGGACAUGUGCAGUGCUGGUCUCCCACUUAAGAUGUCUCUUUGGACAGCUGCAGUUACGCUCGCCGCAAAAAGCUCCGACAAGGUGUCGAGAAAAUCCUUCCAGUCUGCCCUGGGUUUAUGGCGGCGAAUGGAAUACGAAGGGAAAGCGGAAAGUAACAGUGUUGCAUUCAAUAUCCUUUUCGACCUGGCUAUAAAAGCAGGGCAAUUCAACGUCGCAGAAAAAAUUGUUUUAGAAAUGCACAAUCGCGGCGUCGAUUUCUCGCGUUUCGGAAAGGUGGCGCGGAUUUUCUACUGGGGACUACGAGGGGAUGCCAACGGAGUCCGGCAAGCCUAUCAUGACUUUGUCAACGCGGGACAGAUUGUCGACACGACGGUUUUGAAUUGUGUAAUGUCUGCCUUAAUCCGCACAGGACACAUAGGGCUUGCUGAGAAGAUGUAUGACAAUAUGAAAAAUGCUCACCUCAAACUCAUCGAAAGUCCGGACGACUCUCACGCAGCACUGCCACCACUACCAUCAGACAAUUACCUUGCUUAUCGGCAGGCAAAUAAGUACCGGAGCCGGAUUUAUAGCAUGGCAUCUUACCUUCAUGAUAAGCUGCCGAAACACCAUCGUGCGAUACAAGCAGCUGUGCCAUUAAUACCUGACUCGAAGACGUUCCAUAUAUUUUUAUCAUACCACGCAUUUGUUUCUGGAGACCUAGAAAAAUUUCUCACAUUCUUACAAGAUUUGGAAAAUACAUUCAAACUGCCCCCGCAAGGGAUGGUAUAUCUAUUUUUGUUUGAAGGAUUUGCAAGACACGGUGCCACAAAGGAUUCUCACUGGAAUUACCGACGACUGACGUGUGCAUGGGAGGCAUUCUUGCGUGACCUGAAGGUUUCAGAAGAGGAGGACUUUCCGCGGGUUCGAGAAAGAAUUUCCAAACUCGAGUGGAAAGCACCGUUAAGCCCAGACCAACUGGAGUCUCUGAAUACUUUAGACGAAAGCGAUCAAGAAGAUUCGACCCAUUUAGAUUAUGAUUUGGAUGAGGAUGACCCUUUAGGUGUCAAAGAGGUCCUCACACUCCGUGCUGAGGAUUUCGACAUCAUAGGAGAUGAGGAUCCUGAAGAAGGCGAGGACCAUUUCAACGCACGCGGAGUCUUCCUUGGCCGGAAACUUGUGAUUGCGAUCCUCCAGGCACACUUUGCCUGUGGUGGCCCCAAGGCGAUAGUACCACCGAGCGCUCAAUACUAUGGCGACGGAAUGAAACACCAGCGCGUUGAUGUCGACUUUACCCUGCGGCGCGUCUUUGGAAAGAAAGCUUUUCGGCCCCUCCAACGGGAAGUCAUCCAAGCGGUGAUUGAAGGCCACGAUGUCUUCCUCCAGGCCGCCACGUCAUUUGGAAAGAGUAUAUGCUAUCAACUACCCGCAGUUAUCUCACAUGGGAUCACGAUCGUGGUCUCGCCACUUUUGUCACUAAUGGUCGACCAAGUAUCUACCCUUGAAGCAAAUGGUAUACCCGUCGCGACAAUCAAUUCAACUACUCCUCAAUCGAAACGUAAAGCGAUUACCGCAGACAUACUCUCCGGUCACCCUAUUAUCCGUCUCCUUUACGUAACCCCAGAAUAUUGUCAAACAGAAGCAUUCAGAAAACAUGUCAAACAGGUGCAUUCUCAAGGGGAACUCAAUCGAAUUGCAAUCGAUGAGGCACAUUGUGUCAGUGAAUGGGGUCAUGAUUUUCGGCCUGCGUAUAAAGCGUUGUCCUGGUUUCGACGAGAACUACAAAAUCCCACCGUCCCAAUAACAGCACUAACAGCAACCGCAACUAAACGAGUUCGCGACGAUAUCAUUUCUUUGCUUGGUCUGGACCCGACCACUUUGAGAAAAUUCUGCACGUCUUCUGCACGCCCUAAUAUUCACUAUGAAGUCAGAUAUAUUCCAGAACAUUCCUACGACUCUGAAGAGCCGGUGAUAGAUCGAACACAUGACCUUCUUUCCUGGUUGAAAGCCAUCCAUGAUCGCCGUAUUGCUAGAUUCGCAGCGCAAACUCAAGGUCCAAACGACCAGGUCAAACCUCAGCCACCCCCAAUGUCUGGAAUUAUAUAUGUCCCUGUGAGAGCCAUGUCCAGUGACCUCGCGGAAAGGCUCUCCGCCUCUAUCAGCCCCAAAAUAAAAGCUGUUGCUUACCAUGCCGGUCUCCCAGCAAGUGAGCGUGCUAGUAUACAAACCGUGUGGACGGCUCCGUUUAAGACUCGCUCAAAAGAUGCUGGUAAAUCGGAGCAUCCGGCUUUUUACAUCGUCGUUGCAACCAAUGCAUUUGGCAUGGGAAUUGACAAUCCACAGGUCCGAUUCGUCGUCCACUGGACCCCACCACGUAGCUUCGAAGGAUUCGUCCAGGAAUCUGGCCGUGCGGGACGAGACGGCCACGCAGCAGUGUCCUUGGUGUACUACAGCCCAGAAGAAAGGGAACGCGUCAUCGAACGCAUUUUGCGCGAUUGCAACGCCGGGAUGCUGGACGCUACCAUGAUUAGCGCAGGGUUGCCCAUGGUAGACGACACAGCAGCCGACCACAAACGCGCGUACGACAAUCUCAGCGAAGAGAUGAAGAACAAGUUCCGAAACCGGCAUACCGUGCUAGAGAGUUUUGAAAAAGUAGUCCGAUACUGCGAGGAUACUGCUCGUUGCAAACAUGAGAUCAUCCGGGAAUUCUCUGGGGAUCUGGAGCUUGAAACAUCCGAGCCAUCAGGGCAGCGUUUCCCAGGUGAAGUAUCUGGAACAACAGGGCCUGGUUGUGAUUACGCUUGUGACUUUUGCAAGGAAGGCCCCAAGGCUUUGGAUAGGAAAAAACAAAGUAUCGCUUAUGGCCUCCAUCGUUAUCCGGCUCAGAUUGGCAAUGAGUCGGGUAUACACGCACGUACCUACGAAGACGGAAACAGGUUAUCAUGGCUGCGUGUUUUGGCUAACAUGUACGGUAUAUAA
Uncinocarpus reesii 1704 is the source of this 3591-nucleotide messenger RNA. RefSeq lists its product as uncharacterized. The transcript has 5 exons. Gene Ontology annotation, cellular component: chromosome; cytoplasm. Lineage: Eukaryota; Fungi; Ascomycota; Eurotiomycetes; Onygenales; Onygenaceae. Gene Ontology annotation, molecular function: 3'-5' DNA helicase activity; ATP binding; protein binding. The coding region runs from base 1 to 3591 and encodes 1196 amino acids. Gene Ontology annotation, biological process: double-strand break repair via homologous recombination. The record is from RefSeq and is a predicted model, not a curated record.